AUUUGGAGCGAAAAUGUGCCAAUCGUGUAAACAAACGCGUUUCCAUGUGGUCAAUAUCCUUCUGUCGAUCGUCACUUUUGAAGAUUACUAUUCAUGGGAGAAGUUCUCCAAUAAUUAAAAAAAUAUUCUCCCUUUGACUUUCAUAAUUGAUUCUUGAUUGUGAAAAUUUGAAUUGUUAGCCGGUCCUAUGGCUACUACAGAUGAUGCUACAAAUACACCGGAUUUACCGCUGAUCGACGCUUUUCUAUCGAAACUCUCUCAAUUCGAUAAAUAUGAGCUAUGUUCUCAACAAUCUUCUCAUUGGAUGUUGUCUACCAACGACUUCAAAGUGCCAACAGAACCUCCGCUUGGUAUUAUUACGAGUAUGAUACCCAUAAGUGGAAAUUCGUCAGUAGUUCUCCUUCCAACCCUUGAUAAUUCGGAAGAUGACGUUUUAGAUAUAAGACUAAUUCAUCAAAUGAUUAGGGAGUUAACUUUUGGAAUAUACGCCUUAAAUUCAAUGCCCGCUUGUUCCCUAGAAGCUAACUACGAUCAGAGUACUCAAUGCCAACUACCACCAGCUUACAUAGAUACCAAAGUUGGUCAACUAAUGAUCCAUGUAGAUUACAUAAUGAAGUCUUUGUGGCAUGGAGCGUAUAUGCCGACAGAUAAGAGAAAGGCGUUUACGGAUGUUUGGAGAACAAAUUUAGUAGUUAAUACUUCAACUGGUAAACCAGAAACUAAAAAGCCUAUAAUAACUGAAUUUAUAAGUGCUGGCACAAUGGAUAUUACAAAAGAUCCAGAGUAUGCUAACGUUUAUGAUAAUUUGAAAACUAUGGAUACCGAUGCCGAAGAGGCAAAAUUUUUUAUGAACCAUGUUGAUGAUAUGGCAAUGAUAAUGACGAUUUAUCAAAGAGCUAUUAUACAACAUAGAAACUUAUUUCUAAUCGAUGCCGAUUGGAUCGUAUCUUCAAAUAUAAGGACUAUUGAUGAAAAAGUAGAUAAAAACGCUUAUGAACGUCUACAUAAUAGAUUACAAUUACAUGAACUUAUAAUCAACGAAUACUUGUCUCAAAAGAAGGAAACAGCUUUUAACCUGCAAAUGAUGAAAUUAAUUAGUUUUCUAGUCCCGUGGCUAGUCGGUAUGAAAAAACGUAUGAAAAUACCUAAUCUUAAAACUUUUCUACCAAAUUUAAAGGGCGAUGAAGUUAGAACAGAAAGGGAACUUCCACCUUUAAUUCAAUCUCCUGACUUUAAGUGUAAGAAUUUCAUGUUCGGACCCGAAAGAUAUUUUCAUCUUCAUGGAUGCAUACAAUUCGAUCAUGAAACGCCUUCUUGCGGAGAAGUUCCGGAAGAACUCGCUGCAAGACAUGAUGAAAUUCUGGAACAAACUAUUGCGAGAGAUAGCAGUUGGUUGGAUCCUAAUACUAAACCUCCACAGGAUAACGUCUAUCCCGCUGAAAUAGUUACCAUUAAUGGGAAAAGAUACCACGCAAUUGCCAUUCAAUUUGAAACCUAUUAUCAUCAACAGCCGCAAAAACCUCCUUGGGUAUGUACGAUGAGUGAAAGAAUAGGCCAAAUGCGACUAAAGACUAUGACUGAACACGACGUACACGACGUAUUUAGAAAACAUUUUGGAACUAAGAAAGCUAUAAACUAUAAAAAUCAAUUACUAGGCCUAUCAGCCGCAGCUAGGAGGGGAUUAGUAGCAACUUUUAAUACUUUAGCAAGAAAAUGCCCCCCAUCAAGACUUGGUAAACAAGAUGAUAACGGACUAUCUUUGUUACAUCAUGCAGCAAUGAAUAAUAGACCCCACGUAAUAGCUCAACUUAUCCUUCACAGUAUGGAUGUGAAUGUACGAAAGAGUAACAAUAUACAAAUUUCUGGACCAACGGCAUUACAUCUUGCUGCUCGUUGCGGUUCAUUCGAAGCUGCAACUUGCUUAGUUGCUAAUUAUGCUAAUUUAUUGGCGACUGAUCAAGAUGGUUGGGUUCCUGCUCAUUAUGCAGCAUUCUACGAUAAUGUACCAAUUUUAAAACUAUUAAUUGGUAAGGAAAGUGCACUUUUAGAAUUUCAAACCAAAGACGACUCUGGAGCUUUGGAAGCUUUAAAGUGCUUAUUGGAUUUAGGAGCCUACGUUCAAAGAAAAGAUGACAUGAAUAAUAACGUAAUAGAAGUUGCAGCAAUGAGGUUUCAUACAAAUGUCUUAGAGUUUUUUAUUGAUUGGGACCACCCUGAAGUUCCAGUUUGGGAAAUUAUCGUUGGUAUGCUGAAAGGGGAUGACCUAGCUAGAAAAGAUAGCGCUGUUAAAUGUAUUGAUGUACUUGCUAUUUCGAGAGAGGAUAAUUGGAAAGAGAUAUUAAACGCCGGUGGAGUUCCGGCAGUUGUCUCCCUACUAUAUCUUAACGACGAACGCAUUCAGGCCGUCGCAGUUGCAGUUCUUUGCAGUAUUUCUCAGCAUCAAGAUGUACGACUAGCUCUAUGUCAAACUAAUGCUGGGCCAAUCCUUAUACAACUACUAUCAUCUCCAAACGAUGAUAUACAAGCUCGAGCAUCUAUAGUCGUAGCCGAUAUGGCUUGUAUAGAAGGUCAACAAGAAUUACUCUCUUCACAAGGUGCCAUUUCUCCACUUGUCAAUUUACUAGAUUCAGAGAUUGAAGAUGUACUCGUCUAUGCUGUAAAUGCUAUAAAAAUGAUGUCACAGGGAUGUCCAGAUAUUCAGACAGAAGCCGCUAAAGGUGGAGUUAUUGAACCUUUAGUAGAAUUUCUCUCAAUUCAUUCAGAAAAACUUCAAGCUUCGGCAUCAUCUGCUAUAGCCGCUGUAUCAGGCGGUCAUAAAGAUAAUCAAGAUACUUUGAUAAAAGAAGGAGUUGUAAAACCACUCAUAAAGUUGAUUAAAGGUCACCAAGUCACGGCACAAGUUCAGGCAGCUUGCGCAUUAGAAGCUCUUUGUGAUGGCAAUUCCUCUGCUCAAUUAGCUUUUAUGGAAGAAGAUGGUCCGAAAGCUUUACUUAAGCUUUUUAAAUAUUGGUCGGUUCAAGUAAGGGAGCAGGGUGCUUGUGCACUUUGGUCUUUAGCGGGUGAUAAAAAGAAGCAACAAAAAGAAAUAGCAAAUCAUAUUGGUCUUCACAGAUUAAUUGAAAUGCUGUUAGCUACAUCAGAAAAGUUGCAGUAUGUAGGUUGCAUGGCUAUGAAUGCCCUUGGAUACGAAGAUAUGGAGGAACAAAACAAGAUAGUUAAACAAGAUGGAAUAGGUCCCUUAGUUCGUCUCCUUAGAUCUCCAAAAACUUCUGAAAGAGUAUUAUUAAUAGUAAUUCAACUAAUUGGAACUUUAUGCAUAGGAGUGGCUCACAGAAACAAUAAGGUCUCACAGAAGAGAAUGUCAGAAGAGAAUUCAAUACCUAGUUUAGUACAGUUAAUCAUUUCACCUCCAAACGAUGACAUAAAGGUAGAAGCCGCUUGCACUUUAGCUUGCGUAGUCCUUGGUAAUAGCAGUAACCAGCAACUUCUUAAAAUGGAAGAGACUUUUGACAUCAGUUACGUACUAGAGCUCUUAUAUUCGCCUAUUGACAGAAUUCGAUUAAGAGCCGGCUUCGCCCUCUCUCUUUUCGCCUUUAAUAAUACUACACAGCAAUAUGCUGUAAAGGAGGCGGGAGGAUUAGAAUAUUCAUUCUUCAGAUCCUUCCUUAAAUCCGAAGAUGAUCUAGAAAAAUGUAAUUCCGCCUUUCAAAUGGUUGUCUUAUCAAGAGUGGUGAAUGACAGAGAUCAGGUAUCACUUACUGCAGAAGGUAUUUCAAUGUUAGUCGAAGUUUUGAAAUCAAAAAAUGAUUCAACGGUUAGCGAAGCGGCCAGCUUAAUUGCCAGCGUCGCUCACACGAGAACAGGUAUUCCUGAUGCUCUCGUUACAGUUGGAGUAAUGGAUGUACUUAUAUCAAAAAUAAAUAGGGAAAGUGAUGACUAUUCAAGAAAUGAACAUUUAAGAUUUAUGUGCGCAACAGCCCUCGGUUAUAUGACAUUUCAUAGGCCGGCAAUGAGAAUUUUAUUAACUGCAUGUAGAUCAACACCCAAAUUGUUUGAAUCAUAUGUCGAAAAUUUGGGUAAGGACUUUAAAGCAUCUCAAGAAUUUUUUGAAGAAUUUGAACGAUGUAAAGCCGUUGGAAUGCCUUGCUUAAGCUUAGAAAAGUAUGGUGGUCCACCUAUAUUGGGAAAAAAGAAUGUUCCAAUGAAACGACCAUUGACAACUCAAACACGGAAGGCAACGGCAUCAAGACCCAUUCGUGUGACAUCAGCACCACCUAGAAGUCUUAGAACGGCUUCAAAUGUAACGAGUAUGACUGUUUCCCGACCACCUACUUCUGGAAAUACCUCUAGAAUUACUAUUGAUGAAAAUCCAUCAAAGUCCGUAUUCAAAAGUAGACUCAGUGCUUGGGGAAGUCGAUAA
This is a messenger RNA of Dimorphilus gyrociliatus, 4420 nucleotides long. The record is from the annotation of a GenBank genome assembly. Lineage: Eukaryota; Metazoa; Annelida; Polychaeta; Dinophilidae.